Messenger RNA from Cladophialophora carrionii CBS 160.54, 2733 nucleotides. RefSeq lists its product as uncharacterized. NCBI's taxonomy places the organism in Eukaryota, Fungi, Ascomycota, Eurotiomycetes, Chaetothyriales, Herpotrichiellaceae. The transcript has 2 exons. Bases 1 to 2733 code for a protein of 910 amino acids. Gene Ontology annotation, cellular component: plasma membrane. Gene Ontology annotation, biological process: cell motility; actin filament organization. The record is from RefSeq and is a predicted model, not a curated record.
AUGGCCUACCACAUCCAAACAUCCUCCGACUCUCCUUCUGACUCUGACUGCAAUACCGACACCCAGUCUGGAUCCGACUGGGUUUCGUGCGGCAGUAGCUCGACAGACGAAGACAGCCUCAAACCCAAGUCCAGCACUGCAUUGUGGUCGACGCCCACAAAGAACUCGCGGCUGACGUCAUCCGCGAUCCUCUCCCUGCGGCGUUUCAAACCCAAGAAGACCAAGGACCUCGAAUCUAGGCCUAUUUGCGCGCCUGCGGCACCUGAAACGGCGCCUAACGGUCUGGCCUUUAGCGGCCGCAGGCCCUUGCCGGUGCCAGAGCCGCCAAACACUUUGGGCCGGGCCAGCCAAUUGAGCAUCAGGUCUGGAACUCACGCUUCCACUUCCCAUUUUCGCGGCCAUUCCCAGCGACGCGAAUCCUCAUCGCCAUGGACACCGAUCACAGCACGCGACGCUCACCAUGGCGAUGACCAACAGAUCUCCACGGCCUUCCUCCUGCCGCCUCUCCCACUGCUAACGUCAUCGCCCUGCCCUCACUCGCCCGCACAUGUCUCGUCCGACCUCACCACGAUGGACCCCAACAACCCUGCUCAGAGUCCCAACUUGGCCGACUUGCUCAGCAGCUUGUCAAGCCCUGAAGAUGCCAGUCGCAAGAUGGCAGCUUUCAAGCUGCAGUCGCUGAUCAAUGAUCCUUCCUUCGCGGAACAUUUCGUGCUUGCGGGUGGAUUGCCGCGACUGCGCACCCUUGUCCUCGAAAGCAGCGGAAACACGUUAGCCUACAGUCUCGCAAGCUUUGCGAGGCUAUUGGAGGUCGACCAAGGAUGGGAAGCUGUCAACAACAAAGUCGUCGAGAAGGUCGUGGAACUGGUAGUCUGUCAACCUCUGGUCAACAUCCUCCGAGGCGCAAUGGCUAUUCUCGUGUCCAUCGUCUCUCGACCCUACUACGCCGACAGAUCCUCACAAAUCGGUUCCAACCACAAUGCCGGAGGUUUUCAAGCGCUCAAACCUGCCAUCGCACUCUAUCCUCAAUUCCUAGAAAUGUUGGUGACGAGGCUGUCCUCUGCGGAUCACGCUCUAUGCGCCAAUGCACUCCAGCUGAUCAAUUCACUCAUGCGUGACGCCAUCACCAACGACAACGAGACCGAGUGGCCCAAGUUCAUCAAACGAAUCCAAGAUCUGGGAGUCAUCAAGGCAGUUUAUGUGCUGAUGCAGAGCUCGGCCCUACAAGAUCUGGCGCAUCCGCUACUAGAGUUUCAGGCGCUGACAAAGAUAUUACUGAGACGAUGGAGAGACGUACCCGUUGAUUUGGUGAAGCCGGAACACCGACGGACGAUCAAGGCCGUCCAUCUCUCCAGCAACCCAGAGAAGCCUGUGGAAUUCGAGGUCCGGAACGGAGAGUCCAAACCGAAGCACAAUCCUUAUAAAUGGAGGCGUCUUGGUUUCACUUCCGAAACCCCUGAACCAGACUUUGCGGAGAUGGGGUUCCUGGGUAUGAUGGACCUCUCCGAUUAUGUCCGUAAGCAUCAAGACGAGUUUCAGAAUAUCUUGCUUGAGCAGUCAGUAACACCCGAGCAAAACCGCUGUCCGCUGGCUCGCGCGAGUCUGACCUUGACGGCCAUUCUAUUCGAGCAUUUCGAGGUGGACAAAAUGGAUCUUGAGGAUUCCAAAAGCUACCUCGCUUUGGAGAGUCGGACAAAUUUCGACAAGGUCUUCAAGCCACUCUUGUUACACUGGAGUCGACUGCACGUUGCCGGCUUGCAUGCUUUCUUCCGGAUCUGGAAGGCGACAGGGGCCGAAACCGCCGAUUUUUCUAAAAUCGUGGAGCUGGUGAGGAUAUUGGUGGAGAGUGUCGUCGGUGGCGCUGAUCGCGUCAAGGGUAUCGAAGAGAUCGAGAAAGAAAUGGCGGCUUUCGAAUACCAUAAGCUUCGGGAGCUCCAGAUGGAAUUGCUGGAGCUGACUUAUGAGGACGUCUGGGGUCAGCAUCUGCGCGGGGUGAAAGAAGAGCUGCAUACCGAAGCCUUGCAGUUUGUCAAGGAGCAAAGAAUCCGAUGUCUGCUUGCCGGGUCGUGGUUCCCCAACGGCACGUACACGGACCAAGAAGGCGGGGGUCCCGUCACAGAGGACAGCCUGGUUCAGAAUUCUGCCCACGGCUAUCGCUUCAUCCGCCUUUCAGAAACCCGCAAAUAUCUGCAUUGGGGAGACUUUGAUGAGAAGGAGGAGCCGGCCCCGCCUACCUCGAGCCUCCGUGACAAGAUCGAUCUGUCGAUCGUGUCGUCCGUGGUAUCAAACGUGACAGCAACCGAUCGAUCCUCGUUCGGCUCGGACUCGACGCUGAAAGAGCUGGCACACGAUCGAUUUACCACAAAUAAGAUCACGAUACAUGGCCAUUUGCCCAAAUCGCGUGGUGGACGAAGUGAGCAUUCGAGGACUUCCUCCAAGACUUCUUCUGCCCGCAGUGCGCCCAAGGAAACAGUCCUGCUGACGUUCCAUCCAAAUAGCCACAGCAUCGCCUCGGAAUGGCUUGAUGGGCUCCUGAUGCUCCUGGAGCAGCAACCGAUCACUGCGGAGACGAACCGACUAAUACACAUGAUUAGCGACUAUGGGCUGAAAGUCCGUUUGCUGAAUGUAAGGUUCAAUGACGAGGAAGGCAUCGUGGAGGGCAUGGAUGGAUUGGAUGGCCCUGAGAUUCCAAGCCGAGAAGGGUUGGACGAUGACUAUUACUAUGAAAUAUGA